AUUAAGUACUCUGAAAUCACUUAACAAAUCGAUCUAAUUUAUCAUUUAACAUAUAAACUUGAACAAUGUAUGACCAAUACCGAUAAUAAAUAUAAGUAUUAGAUAAUUAGAGCUAUUUAUUUUGGUUCCAUACACUAAUUUCAGAUACUAAUUCAAAUCUAAAAACAUAUAUUCAUUGUCAAUUUUUCAGAGUUUUCAGAUUUUAUAUUGUGAAUUUGGAACGAGUUUGGAUAAUAGUGGAUAUCUAUAUUACCGUUAAACAUGAUCUAUUUAUGUAUUUUAUAUAUUGGAUCAUAUUCGGAUUCAGGUUUUCAGAUAAGAUUUGGUUCAGAUUCAGUUACAAAGCCUCAUACCUAAUUUAUUUGAAUUACUUUUACAAAAAUAUGGUGAAAGAUAGAACUGAAAUUUUGGUUUUACAAAAUUUUAAAGCUCUGUGAAUCUACUCUCCAACAAGGCAAAGACAAUCCCGAUCAUAGUUACGAGUAAAACGUUACAUUGGAUUGAAGAAUUUAUAUACGGUUUAAAGUUUAGUCUAUUGUCUAUGAUCGUGUAUAGCAUUUUUUUUAUAACAGUUCAUGUAAUCCAUUGGUACUAUCUUAAGUUCUAAAGAUAUGUUUACGAUGCUUGACAGCUAAUGUUAUACUCUAUUAAAUACGGAUAUUUUAAAAUUUUAUUUGUUUUAAGUUUACAUUUCUUUUAAAUAUAUAGAGCUUUGUAUUAGAAAACACGAAUUGUCAUUUUGUUGUAUAAUUAUGUGUGUUUCUUGUUGUUGCAAACAUAAUUUUGUAACCUGAGCCGCAAUGAGUUAUCAGAUUCAGACAGCUCCACAUACUUAUUUGAAGUCGGAUAUGACAACUAAUAUUAGUUAAAACAAAAUCCUCUAAAUCUUAAAAGACAAUCUUAGAUAGAUCUUAUUCGACUAGUUUUUAAUGAUCUUGGUUAUGAUUCGUUUGAAUUUUAAAGCCCCCUUUUUGAUCCAAUUUAUUUCAAUAGUAUUAAAACUUCGAUGAAAUCUUCAUCAUAAUAAACAUAAUGAGAUGAUAGAUUCUUAUACAUCUCCCACACGACUUUAUGUCCCACAUCUACUAGCCGUGGAUCCAAACUCUAAUCACAAGAUAUUGAUGAUUCUUGAGUUCUAUAAGUGCAUCCAGCACGUUACAAUUUGUACUAAAAUGAUAAUUGUAUUUUAAGAAGAAUGAUAAUUGUAUUUUAAGAAAAAAUGAUACUAAUUAUCUGUGAUACUACUUUAUGAUAAUAUAUGCGUAAUGGUCGUAAGAAGAACAUCGUUUGUGAAUGUGACGUGUGGACGAUUUUAUUUGAUACCAUAAACGUAAAUUUGCUGUAUCUUUGGGUUCGACCGGUCGAGGCUACUAUGUGUUAACACUUUCCAUGGAGUAUUUGGCCACUUAGACUUUGGUUCGACCAUUGUAUCCGUGAUGAGUUUGCGGAAAUGUUUUAUGGUAUACUUUAAAUUAGUCGGGCAGUUCAACAAAACUCAUACUCCUCCUAUAUGGUAAACUAAUUGCCAUACAACGUAUAUUUCCCCACUAAAUAUAAAAAAAAAAGGUAUUUCCAUCGAUCUCUAUCACUAUUUAUUAUUUUCUCUUUGUCCACCAGUGUUCUUUGCAGUUUUGUGAAAGGGUCAUCAUUUGUGAUAGUACUUGAUCAGAAACCAAGACAAUAAUAUUGGCACGUAAACUGUUGACUGCAGGGGUUGCUAUCAAAACUUUUAUACCAUUGAUAUAGGUUUGGUCAACAACGCUAUAUAUACAAUUAUUUCUUCAAUUACAAUCCUAGAAGUGAAAUAAGUAUCUAGCUAACAAAUUUAUAGAUCUAAAAAAAAUAAAAAAUAAAAAAACUUAUAGAUCUCCUCUUAUGUACAAUUAGAUUGUGUAUUUGUCCGUCCUGUAAACCUAGAAUGAGUGGUCCCAUAUUCCCAUAUGUAUUGGAUAUAUGUUUCAAUGGGGUUUAUGCAUACUAUAUGCCAAUUAACUUAUAUACUUUGUCAUUCUAGCAUAUUCUCUUUUUUUUUUCUUAUAAUCCCGGCUUAUAGCUAAUGGUUGACACUUGUGCUGCCGGGGUUUAAUAACUCCAAUUCGUGUAUGAGAUGUGAUGACAUAAAAUGUUAGUAGGGACUUGGUGGUUCUAGAAACAUAUGUUGGUAAUUAGCUACUAACAAACGUGUUUUCUACUAACAAGUAACAAACGUUUUAAUUAUAAAGUAUUUUUGUAUGAGUUACCAACAAAUGUUCUAUGUAUAGACCAAUUGAUCCAAGGCGUACGACAAUACAUCAUGAUGUUUUUACCUAGCUACUAAUAACAUUGAUAAUAUAGUUAAUUCAGUGUUAACAUAUUUUUGUUUCCCAAAUUUUAUGUAAAUUUUUAUUUGAAACUACUAAAUUUUUUUCACUAUAUUUAUGAUUUAUUAUAGAAUUUAGACAAGAAAUCACAAACUAACUUAACACUUAACUCAAUCGUCUUUAGUUAGUGCACUAAUCUGUAAAAUUUUGAAUUUCAGUUUGUCAUAAUAAUGAUCAUUCAUACUUUACCGCCAAGCACAACUAGGAGUAGCUUGAAAUUGGUUGCUUUCGAAGCAUCGUAGCAACUAGCAACAGGGGCUAAAUCUAUUAAGUUGUCUCUAUCAGACAUAAUAGCACAGCCGUCUGAUUGAUUUAAAUUCAUGUGGGAGAAUGAGAACCUAUCUUCUUCUUUUUCAAGAGCCUGUCUUGUAAUUUGUGAUGAAUUCAGUCAAAAAAAAUUUUAUGAUGAAAGAAGAGAGUAUAUUCAUAAAGCUUGACAAUAAAAUAAACAAGAAAUCGUUCUCCUGAUCUAGACGUUCAAUUUAAAGCAGUGGCGAAUGUUUAUAUAAGCUUAAAAAUAUAGCUAAAAAUGAUAUUUACUAAGAAAAAAUAACUAAAAUUUAAGCAUAUUAAACAAAAGUUAUGAAAAUUUCAUGGUGGCACUUGCCGUCUCCUUGAGUAGUUUAGGUUCGCCACUGAUUUAAAACCAGGAUCUAUAACACAAUAUAUCAAGAAAAUGGAACAAUAAAUUUUCUUGAUUAUAAGUAUUGAUGACACCGAGUAGUUUGCUUCGUAAUACUUGCUUAAUCCGAUUUGCGUCUCGUGAUUGGAAGGAAGCUUCUCUUUAUCUCCAAUAUGUCUAAAUUCAUGCAAAUGACAGCUUUGCAUCAAAUGGAAAUAUAAUUAUAACUUUCUACCAGAUUAUUCGAUCUUUAUUAUAUGCAAUAAGGUCUACGAUCAAAGUACGGACUUCUUCGAACCCUAUUAUAAUCCCUGUUUGGUGGCAUUCUAUUUUGUAUAUACACAUACGUUCUUUGUUCAUAUCUGAAUGUUUAAUAAAGUCAGAAACUCUUUUUUAAUAAAGUCAAACCUUAAUAGUCAAAUAACUUUGUCAAAAGAAUAAAAUAUUUAAAUCAAAUAGUUAUGGUAUGCGUAGCGUAUGGUUGCAAGUUUGCAACAUCCGACUUAUGGUCGAAUUGUUUUGUAUACAAGGGCUGUGUAUCUUCAUUAAAAUAUCAACAAUACAACGAUAAUUAUCCAGACCACUCGGCAAGUCUUGUAUUCGAUUCUUGCUCACGACUAUAUUGUAGAGAGUAAUGAUUGUGUAGACAUUGGGAGUCCCAAUGUGGUAUACUACAUAUCUGCAGUUUCUUCUCACAUUUUUGAUGAUUUGGACGGCAUCUGCUUUUAUGUGCAAAAGAAAUAUAUGAAAUCUAGAUAGUUUAAAACAGUACUAAUGAUAAGUAACUUUUCCUCCUAGUUAUUAUGCCGAAUAUAUAUUUAUUUGUAGAAUGAUCGGAAUUGAUUCGUGAUAUACAAAAACACGAUUAAAAAAGAAAUUUGUUUGACUUCUUUUAAUAGGGACUAAAAUACAAUAUUAUUAAACAAAUAAAAAUUAACAUAUAUCCAUAUAUUUUGAAUCUAAAUAAUUAAAAUCAUUAUAUGAAUAUAAAGUGCAUGAAAUAAAUAUUUAGUUUGAAAAUAGAAUGCACAUACAUAUAUUAUAUAAAAUUUCAUCAUCUAGUAGUAUAUUAUGAUGUAGUAUAUUAUAUUAUUAUUUUUGCUUGAACUAAAACAAAUAAAGUUCAAAUCGUGAAAUAAAACUAAAAUACCAUGUUAAAACUUUUUAAGAAGUUGAACAAGAAAAACUAGAACAAAAAAAAACACAAGACGCAAAACCAUAUUCAGUAAAUAAUCAUGUUUGAUAGACGCCUUGGCGAAACAGCUCUCGCACUGUUUAUAACAAGCUCCACUCAUGGAGCAUAAACCCUUUAAGCUUAAUGCAAUGCAAUGUUGUUUUAACAACAAAAAAAGACAUCUAAAUUACUAGUUAGACGGUUUACAUGUCUAUAAAUCUUAAAAACAAUGGUACUUAAUAUAUACAAAAAUAUAUUUUAUAUUAAAUAUUAUUAAUCACAAAUGAUAAAAUUUAAUAUUUUAUUUUCAUAAAAUUUCGACAUUAUGAUAUAUCAAUUAUUAUAAUUAAUGAAUUUAAAUGAUAUAUUAUUAUUGUUACAAUAUUGUAAUUGUCUAGAAGGUUUAGAAAACAGUUGUCAUGACUUUACUAGGUUUAGUACUUUGGCGUUCAGACGUCUAGAACCCUUUUAGAGCACUGUUAAGUAUAAAAUUAAUUGGUUAAUGUGAAACCUUAAACUUAAAAUCUCUACUAUGUGAUAUACAUGCAUAUUCAGAUUACUUUAUCCUGCUCAAGUUUUUUACUCAAAUCACACCUCAAUUCUCUUGCCCUUUGAAUGUUUUACUUUCAAAGAUCAUGAUGCAUUGCAUUUUAUUAUCUUUUUUCUCAUUUAUGACAAUUUACAACAAAUAUCAAUCUGUCAUGUUAAUCAUAUAUAUAUAUAUGUAUAUAUAUAUGUAUAUAUAUAUACAUACUAGCUUACACGACUUAUCAAAGAUUUCUUAUGUUUUUAUGUUUUAUGCAGUAACGUGCCUUUUUGGUUUGUUUGGAAUGAUUAGUUGGUGUUGUUAGUUUCGUGGACUGUUGAUGUAUAAUGUUUGACUGAUAGGGGCUAUCUCCACUCCUACAACUGCAAAAGAUCACUUGUCACCUCCCUCACAGUCGCUGAUGCGACUUUGUAGCUACAUUUUUCUUAUUAGAUCUUGAAAUAAACGUGCAUUUUAUAUGAUUGAGAGGUAAAGAGUGUUGUGAGUUGUGUGGAGUUAUGUGCAAGAUACCCAAUCUAUAAUAAUGCAAGACUAGUUAUGUGCAAGAUUCUUCCUACAGAAACGAUUGUGCUUUUAUCUAUAUUCUCUCUUUCAUUAAUUUUUUUUUUUUUUGGUUAAACGUUAUGGUGAACGAUCACUAAUGCAAGUACCCCAAAUGUUUUUCUAACUUCUCAAUAGCUUGUUUGAUACAGUAUAUUUCCAUUUAUUUUAUGAUAUGAAAUUGUUAAUAAUUAGGUUUAAUUUACAUGCUUACUUUUUACAAAGAGACUGGUGAAUUUGAAAACACCUAGCGAGUAUGCCAAUGUUUAACCAAACAUCCACACAUAUAUAUUGGAAUUAUGUCACGAAGGCAGGUGAAGUAGUACAUUUGUAUGUCGUGAUUCGUGAACGAGAAAAUGGCAUGCGUGAUCAUAUGUGUUCCUAUUGACGAGAGGGGGAAUGCUGUUGCUUGAAGCAACUAAUAAAUGUUUAGAAAUAAGUUAAUCUUCUAAGUACUAUACUAUAAUUCACAAGUAAAUAGAGACCACUUAAUAGUUGAUAUGAACAAUUAAAUAUAUUGCGAGGGACAACGAACAGACAAAACAAAAGAACACAGAACAGUAUUACUGUAAGAGAUGCGGGAGAUCCAAGAAAUGUAAGAAAGAAUUAUAGUUUCAUACAUUAUCAGAUUAAUUUGAUUUCUUUCCCGAAGCACAACAGUUUGCAUCCGUUAAAUAUGACAAGGCCUAAAUGUGUAGCACACUUGCAUCCAAAUGUGUAGCUACAGGAUGCGAAAGUGCGCGUGCGGUGCCUUUGCGCAUGAUCUUAUAAUCCCGAUGCCUCAGCUUUUCACUUACCAUUUUAUAAUAGUAUCAUGUUCUAGUUGUAUGCUUUAGGACUUUUGAUCUUUACUUUGGGCUUCUAUUCUACGUAAUGUUUGGGCUUAGUUCUUACGCUUAUUAUUUUAAACAUGAGCCCACUUUCUCUUUCUUUUUUUUUAACAGCCGCCCAUUUUCUUUCUAAACAAUUAAAAGGGAGAAGAAUAGAACUCAUAUGUAAUUUUCAACCUACAAAUAAUUGUGUACAGCAGUUGAAAUUAUUACAUUGUAAAUUUUUGAAAUAGAGUAAUGUUGGAAUAUAACAAAGACGGCAAAGAAUUACCUUUUAAAAUCAUAUUUUUAAUACUUACAUCCGUGAGGUAUUUAUAAAGUUUCAACGAAAAAAAAUAUUUGAAAAAGCAUAAUUAUUCAAAACUAAUUUUGUGACAUGUAUGUUGUAUAAAAUGCAUCAUAAAGAUAAAUAAAAUGACAGUUUUUUAUUUGCUAAAGAUGGAAAUAUCAUUAAUAGUUAAUGAAAGUAUUUAAAAAGACUUGUAUCCAAUCUGCAUAAAUACAAAUUUGAAGCAAAAACUGCAAAAAGAGAGAGCAAAAGUGCUCUUAGAUUCCUAGAUUAGGUUUAAGCUAUUUCAACAGAUGAAACAACCUAAAGCUAAAGAAAAAAACAGAACAGUGACAACAAUUAACGGUUGCUACGAAGGAACAAAUGACAAAUCUUUGACGAGAUGAACAGUUGAUGAAUUAUAACCAUUAAAUCAAUGUGCCUAUUUCAUUUUCUGUUCUUAAAUUCAUAUUUUGCGUGGGUGUGUAAAACAGUAAAAGCGUUUUUUAGCACUAUAUAAUUCCGUGAGAUAUUAAACCUGAAAUAUUGAUAUAUUCCACAAAAAAAAAAAGACAAAAUGAUUUAUCAUAAAUUGGAAAUACGUUUGGGGUUGACCUUUUUAGGAAGAUAGACGCCUUCUGAGCCUCUCAUUGUCUGAAUUAACUAUAGAAGCAUAGCCGUGCUUACCCUUUUACAAAAAAGACAACAGCCGCAGGCCCCCAUAUUUUAAUCAAUAUAUAGGCCCCCAUAUUUUCAAUUUCAAAACACAUUAGUAGUUCAUGAGUGUAUACAUAUAUUUAUAGAGAGUUCGAUUGUUUUUAUUUUUUUUGAGAAAGGAGAGAGCUCGAUUGUUCGUAUAUUAUGUUCUUUACAUUUAAGUUUGGUUCUUCUUAGUAGAUUCAUUUUUAAUAGACAUCUUUAGUAUAUUUACAAUUUCAUUAACUUGUAUAAACUUUUUUUUUGUGAAAAACCAUGUUUUUGAAAAUUAACCUUAGGCCCCCAUUCCCAAAGUUGUAGGCACGACACUGUAUAGAAGUUGUGCUAUGUUUCAGCUUUGUAUUUCGAAACAACUAUUUUGGUUUUCUAUUCGAUUUUUUUUGUACUAAAAGGCUUUUGACUUUUUGAUAAACAAUUAGAGUUUACAAGUUUUCGAAUGUUGUGGCGCAUGUACACAUUAUAUAUAUAUAUAUAUCAUUUACUACAUAUAUAAUUAAUGUGUGGACUAUUUUGUAUAUGUAUUUGUAUGUAAAAUUCUAUGUUGCUUUGUUUAUUCUUCGCAAAUAAUAUAGUUUAUGCAUAUAAUAUACAUAACAAUACAAUGUCGUUGAUAAUCAUUAUAAACACACAACAAUUUGGGGACAACAAAUAGAUUAGUGGUUACAGCAGACUGUAAGUGGGUUUAAUUAAAAGAAGCCGAUAGUUUUGAACAUUUGUAAAAUUUCUUAUUGCGUAAAUGGACCACCUGCAGCCAACUUUGCAUGGUCACAGCAGUAAUAUUCAAAGUUCAAAGAUGAACAAAAAUAAAGAACUCUCUAUCGAAUUAAUUAUAUUACAAAUUCGUUUUGGAUACGAUCUACCAAAUGAUCAUUACAACCAUAACAUUUUAAAACAAACGUUUAAAAGGUAGAGACAGAUUACAGAAGGAGAUUGCAACUAAAAUUUUAAAGAAGAAGAGAUUUAGUAUUAAUUUUUUGAGAAAUACUUAUGAUUUCUUAGAAAAUUAAACUGUUAAUAAGCAUGAUAUAUACCUGAGCCAUGUCAUGUUGCUAUUCAACGAGAACGACCGUUCUACUUCAAAACUAUAAUUAGGCCCGAAUAUACGAAAAUUUUAGAAUACUUUUGAUCUGUUCACGAACAAAUAUUUAUAUUUGUGAUUCGUUUCAAUCCGGAAAAUUUAAUAAACAACUAGAUUUUAACCCGCGCUUGAAAGCGCGGGUUUGAUUUUGUUUUAAUUUUCAUAAUUAUGAGAUUCAGGGUUUGAAUCAUAUAAUUUUGAAGAUUAUAUCACUAAUAUAUAGGUCAUUUGCAUAAGCACAAUUAAUGUGUAUAAAAUUAGAUCACGCGUUUGCGUUUUGAAGUUUGUUUGAAGAUUCAUUUGUGUGUAAAAAUAGUAUAGCAAUUUGAAACUGGAAUAAAUAUACUGUUAUUAGUAAUGAUUUAUGUUACAUUUAAUUGUAUGUCUAUUAACAAUCAAACUACCAAUUAUAAAACUAAGUAUUAUAAUAUUUUUAAUUUUUUUAUAUAAAGUAUCUAUAAUGUAAAUCUAAACUACAAUUUACUAUUUUAUAAGAGUAUCACAAACAUAUGUUCUAUUAUUAAAAGUUAGAUUUUAAAAAGAAUAUUUUAUUCACAUAUAUUUUUGUAAGUUAUGUUCUUAAGUAUUUGGGCUUUAUUCUAUUUUAAAUUUAAUAUGGGUCUCAAUUUAAUUAUGUUUAAAUUUUUGGUCUUAUUAAUUUGGGGUUUAUCUGUGUUAGAAAUUAAUUGUGUAGUCGAUGGUACUAUGCUUCUGGUGGGUGAAAUGAAUAUUUCGAUGUUUUUAUAAAUGGGGGAAUAAUAUUUCGAUAAAGUUGUGUUAUAAUAGGUUGUGCUUUGGUUUUGGUUCAUGUAAUUUAUUUUGUUUGGGUAGGGUGGUUUAGCAAUCGAUGAUUUAAAUAGUUAAGAAUAAAUAAUAAUGUAUCCAGUUUGAUAGUUAGAUUAAAAAUCGCUUAUAUAUAGGUAAAAUAUCUUGUCACAUAUUGUUAUAAUAUAUAGGAGAAGUCUAAAAAAAUAGAAAAGAAAAGAGUCCAAACAACUUUUUUAAGUAGAUUUAUUAAAACUUCUUCCCUUUUAAUAGUAUUGAUCUUUUAUAUUAUUAAUCAUAAAAUAAAAUAAUAAUACCAUACUAACAAAUUAACAUCUUUAACUGAAACUGUAAAGCAAAAAAAAAAAAAAUAGUGACAAGCCUAAUAAAAACUCAUAUGUUGACAUUUGAUUCAACAUAAAAAUUAACUGGAUACACAAUAAUCUAAAUUUUUUUUUAAUAGUUUAAAAUAAAAAAAUUACUUCGUAAAAUAUGUAUAAACAUAAUGGUUUAUGUUACAUAUCUAUAAAUAUACUGAUCGUAUCGGAUAUCUAGCUUUUUAAAAAAAAAAUAUUUUUGAUAUUUUUCUUUUUACAGAUAUUACAUUUUAUUAUUUACUUAAUUACUUUGAUUCAAUUUUUUUAUGGAUAUCCGGAUUUUUUAAAUCGACUCAAAAUGAAUAAACAGAUCUAAUCAAAUUUAACAGAAUAUACCCAACCUUAACCGCAAUUUAAAGUCAACGGUCAGAAUCGUUGGCUCUAAUAUAAUAUGAUUUUAAUUUAAUUAUACUUACACGCAUAUAUAGUUAUAACUUAUAUAUAAUCAGCUUAAUGAAUGUCUUGUCCGGAUACACAAAUUAAUCCCUUUAUCUUCAAAGUCUUCCCUGAUCUUUACUCCAUCUCUGUUUAACCCAUUCUCUUGAUACUAUUCAAGUACUCAUCAUGAUUCCUACAAGAUGCCAUGAGCUCAGCGGCUCUCGUCCUCCGUCGCUUAAACUCACAGGAGAAUCCCAUUCCAUCAAGAAAACGACUUCGUUCAACGUCUUCAAACAGUCACGGCGACAUGGACGUGCAGCUCCCGUAGUCAUCUACGCGCACUCUCCAAAGGUGAUCCACACGCGUGCUGAAAACUUUAUGGCCUUGGUUCAGCGGCUCACGGGUCUCGAAGGGAUUAGAAGGCGUAACCCUAACGACGUCAACGAAUCAUCGUUGUCUGUGUUAACCACGGAAGAGGCCAGUGUCGGUACUGAUGACACAAGUUGGGAGAGACAUCAACAAAGGAAAAACCUAGUUGAUAUUCCAUUGUAUACGCCGAGCUCGAUGGCCUUGUUUGGUUCUCCAACUCAACGUCUUUAAUUAUCUAUCACCUAACCGGAACGAUCCGGUUUAAACCCUCUGUUUAAGUUCAUAAAAGACUUCCAAUAGAAUACUAUAAUAUGGUUCCUUUAUUAUAGAUAGAUUAUGCUUUUAUUUGUUUGUACGUGUGUUCAUCCGUUCUUAAGCUGGUUAGCUUAGUGGAGGAGUAUUUGGUGUAAAU
This is a messenger RNA of Brassica napus (rape), 10437 nucleotides long. RefSeq names its product VQ motif-containing protein 8, chloroplastic. Lineage: Eukaryota; Viridiplantae; Streptophyta; Magnoliopsida; Brassicales; Brassicaceae. The transcript has a single exon. The coding region runs from base 9843 to 10256 and encodes 137 amino acids. The record is from RefSeq and is a predicted model, not a curated record. Gene Ontology annotation, cellular component: nucleus.